AUGGCCGCCUCUCCUUCCACUCGCUCGACCGCUACCUUCAAGUUCCAAUCCUCCUCUCUGAUGUACAACACCCUCUUCUACGCGGACUCGGGCAAGGUUGCCUUCAAGCUCAUCGGCGGAUACACUUGCCCAACCAUUGCCGUCGACCACGGCGGGCUCGUCGGUAUCAAGAACACUUGUGUAGUUCGCCGUACUACAUUCUUGGUCGACAUGGACGGCGCCGAGGUCGCCUACGUUCAAUGGCGUGGCGACGUCGCCGUGAAUGUCUGGGUCAACGGUCGGACUAUCGUCGUCCCCGACCUGUACAGUGACCCGGGUGAGGUCACGAGCUUGAUGGGCUCGCAGAGUGGUAGCGUGGAGGAAAAGUUAAUGGCUGGCGUGUCGGAGGAGAGCGUCGUCUUCCCGUGGACGUUGAAGGAAUCUUUGGAGGGGACGUGGACUGCCGACGAGGAAGGCACGGUGCUCCUGGAUACCACUGGCAAACAGGUUGCCCUCUACACAUCUUCCGUGGGUGCAGAGACGAAUGGCAUGCUCCGGCUGGACGUGACUGGUGAUGCAGUCAUUGAAGCCAUCGCCACUUUACUUGCCAUGGAAGGCGCGCGACGCAAAGCGUUCAACCUCGGCCCGCUUCAUCCCAUCGCGCCUGAUUCGCCCAAGUCGGCCAAGCGCCGUAGCAUCAUCAAAGCUCUCAAGGUUUAUCUGAAGCGCGCCGCUCUCAGACAGAAUCGCUCCCAGUCGAGCGAGACGAGCGGCGCGCUGUGGUUCUCGUCGUCUUCGCGCACAUCCGCUAGCUCUGAAUAA
Messenger RNA from Peniophora sp. CBMAI 1063, 801 nucleotides. The record is from the annotation of a GenBank genome assembly. Lineage: Eukaryota; Fungi; Basidiomycota; Agaricomycetes; Russulales; Peniophoraceae.